GCGCAGGCGCAGUGGGCCUCUCCUGCACUCCAGACAUGGCGGCUCCGCUGGGCGGCAUGUUCUCUGGGCAGCCCCCAGGGCCCCCGGGUGCCCCGUCGGGACAUCCGGGCCAGGCCUCGCUUCUUCAAGCAACGCCGGGCGCACCGAGGAGUUCUAACAGUACGCUGGUCGACGAGUUGGAGUCAUCAUUUGAGGCUUGCUUCGCUUCCCUUGUGAGUCAAGAUUACGUCAAUGGCACGGAUCAGGAAGAAAUUCGAACUGGUGUUGAUCAGUGUAUCCAGAAGUUUCUGGAUAUUGCAAGGCAGACAGAAUGUUUUUUCCUACAAAAAAGAUUGCAGUUGUCUGUCCAGAAACCAGAGCAAGUUAUCAAAGAGGACGUCUCAGAACUGAGGAAUGAAUUGCAGCGGAAAGAUGCGCUGGUGCAGAAGCAUUUGACAAAGCUGAGGCAUUGGCAGCAGGUGCUGGAGGACAUCAACGUGCAGCACAAAAAGCCCGCGGAAAUCCCUCAGGGCUCCUUGGCCUACCUGGAGCAGGCCUCGGCCAAUAUCCCUGCGCCUCUGAAGCAGACGUGAGAGAGCCCUGGCCUGUGGUGGCUCAGCGGACAGCUUUGCCGAACGUCCCCUUUGUGGACACAGCAUCCGGGAAGAACUUUCCUGGACAAGGAGAUGACGUGGGUUCUAUGGUCCCAGGUACAGUUCCCCCCUUAUUCUUAUGAGCUGUUAAUUUGUUUAAUUACAAAAUGCCUGUAGCUUUGGUAGACCAAGUUAAUGUUUUUUUGUCUUCAGCCCAGUUAGACUCAGUAUGAUGACUCCAUUUCUAUUCUCUCUUGUAUUUUAUUUUUAUUUUUGUAUUACUUCAUUUUUGUGUUUCUAUUUCUUCGAUUGUUAUGAUGUGAGGGGGAAAAAUUACAGUAGUCUGAGAAGGAGGCAAUAAGGAGUUUGUAGACCUUUUAUGGUAACUACCCCGCUGUGGUAGUGUAGAAUAAUAUUUAAAUUUGCCCUUUUCAGACUUUGAACUACCUCAAGAACAGGAAUCUAAUGCAAUGAUAUUUGUAACGUUCUAUAGCAGUGCAGUGUGUAAACAUUUAAUAUUUUGUAACUUGGCCAGAAAAAGAGUGAGAACUGCUAGGUUAGCGCGGUAAUAUUUCAAUAGGGUCCUUCAGUCGAUGGUGGCUUUUGUUUGGGUUGGUUUAUUUUGAGGAGGAUGUAGUAGGAGGGUGACUUUCAGAAGAUUGCCAAUGCCCUCCAGGAAUGAGUCGGUAUCAGGAGUAGGGGACCCUGUGUCAGUGUGACAGGCGCAGUGGAGUGUGAGGAGUGAAAGCUUCCUCCAGUCUCUCUGAGUUUUGUUUGCUUGUGUUGUUUUGUUUUACUUCUUUGGAACAGAAAGUUUCCGUUAAAGAAAAGUUUCUUGCUGGUGGUUUUGAUUCCUGGGGACACAGCGGGCGGGGGUGGUGGGGGGCCUGGGUUGGAGCCUCAGGCUGCAGAGUGAGCUCACCGCUCCCCGCCCUGGUGCGCUGGUGGAGCCUCAGUGGCAGGGAAGGCGCAGUGCCUUCUUGCUGGACGAGGUUUUUCCUCUCUGUCCUUCACACAGUCUCUUGCAGGACACCUGCACUCCCUUCUGAGUAGUCCACAUGGCUGCUGCACAGGGACUUGACUCUUGUUGUCCUCUCCACUCUCCACCCAACACUGUCAUCCGCUCACGCUCCUGCCCCACAGCCUCCUGUGCCCUGUGCCUGGAGGCUCUUCUUUUGUGUUAAUGACUUGUGUCUCCCUUUGCCUCUUGCUGCGUUGUAGAUUAGGCUGAGAUUAGGCGUUCUGCCCCUUGGAUGUGCAUCCUCCGGUAUUAAGUCAUCUUUCAUACGUGAUGGUUGCUGCUGUCUUUGCCUGUGUGCAGGCUGUUCAUGCUGCCUGAGCCCAGCACAUGGCCUCCAUUUCAAGGUGUCAGGUUAAACGGAGCUCUCACAGCACAGGGUUGGUUAUCCCACGCUCUGAUGACAGCUUUAAAUUCCUUGAUUAAAAUCCUAAGUACACUGGUUAAAUUUGGGGCAUUCUUUCACUAAUCAAGGUGUGCCAAGAUGGGAGCUGGGCACGCCUCUAAUCCCAGCAAUCUGGGAGAGUGAGGCAAGAGGCCUGCAAGUUUGAGUCCGCUUGGGCAACUUAGUGACUUAAUGAGGCCCUAUUUAAAAAAUAAAAAGGUCCAAUGGUAUGGUUUACAGCAAAGGCCCUGGUACCAUUAAGGGGGGCGGCGGGGAAGCACGAUUGGAAACUGGGGCACAGUGGUGUAUGUAUGUCCAGGACUGCAGAUUCAAGGCCAGCCUGGGCAACUUAGCAGGACCCCGUCUCAAAAAAGUGCUGAACGUGUAGCUCAGU
This is a messenger RNA of Fukomys damarensis (Damara mole-rat), 2369 nucleotides long. RefSeq names its product mediator complex subunit 28 (gene Med28). NCBI's taxonomy places the organism in Eukaryota, Metazoa, Chordata, Mammalia, Rodentia, Bathyergidae. Gene Ontology annotation, cellular component: mediator complex. The coding region runs from base 36 to 572 and encodes 178 amino acids. The transcript is spliced from 4 exons. The record is from RefSeq and is a predicted model, not a curated record.